AUGGUUGGCAAUAUUCGGACCAUCGCUAUUCCUGAGACAUACGUCAAUGCAAUCGAUAGCCCUGUCCGCAUUUCCAAUUUCCCUCACUCGGAACAUGAAGUUACACCUAUCCAGGUUGUAACUCUGAAUCGACCCGACAAACUCAAUGCAAUUACCGGAAGCAUGAUAGAUGCUCUGAUCGCCUUUUUCACGACCGUUGAUGUCGACAGUCGAGUCAAAGUGGUCAUUCUGACAGGCUCAGGCAGAGCAUUCAGCGCCGGAAUUGACCUGAGGCAGGACUACAGCCAGGAGAAGAACAAACUACGGCCUAGCGAAAUGCGGGAUCCUGGGGGUACACUGGCGCUUGUAAUGUUCAAUUGCAGUAAGCCAAUUAUAGUGGCGUACAAUGGCCUCGCUGUUGGCAUCGGCAUGACAUCUACUCUAGCAGCGACUAUUCGUAUUGCACCGCGCAACUCCGAAUUCGGAUUCCCCUUUUCAAGGAUUGGGCUGACAAUGGAGUCGUCCAGCUCCUUUUUCCUCCCACGCAUGGUUGGAUAUAGCAAUGCUACGUAUCUGCUGGCAACAGGGAAGCGAUAUCCUGCUCACUCGUCUAUCCUGCACGGCAUCUUUGCAGAACUUGUUCCUGAACCCGAGGAUGUUCUUCCCCGAGCCUUUGAGCUUGCGCAGGACAUAUUGUCCAACGUCAGUACCAUGGCAAUCCACCUGAACCGGCAGCUCAUUUGGCGGAACCCUGGUUCCGCGGAGGGCGCGCACCUUGUGGAUAGCCCUCUGUUAUAUGACAUGUUUGGUGGAAGGUAUGCCCCUAGCUGA
This is a messenger RNA of Aspergillus calidoustus, 810 nucleotides long. NCBI's taxonomy places the organism in Eukaryota, Fungi, Ascomycota, Eurotiomycetes, Eurotiales, Aspergillaceae. The record is from the annotation of a GenBank genome assembly.